Molecule: messenger RNA, 846 nt
Organism: Trichosporon asahii var. asahii CBS 2479
Lineage: Eukaryota; Fungi; Basidiomycota; Tremellomycetes; Trichosporonales; Trichosporonaceae
Exons: 3
Coding region: 1-846 (281 amino acids)
Molecular function (GO): hydrolase activity
Source: RefSeq, a predicted model, not a curated record
AUGCCCUCCGUUGUUUACGCCGAGCACGACGGCGUCGAGAUUGGUCUCGACUACUACCUUCCCCCUGGAAAUGGCAAGUGCCCCAUUUUGCUCUGGUUCCACGGCGGUGGUCUACUGAUGGGGUCCCGCAAGGCGGCAUGGUCGCAUUUGCGCAACGCUCCCGAGAAGCACGGGCUGUGCAUGGUGACUGCCGACUACCGACUGGCCCCACAAACACGAAUGCCGGGAAUCAUGCGAGAUAUCAGCGCAUGCCUGGCUUAUCUUCGUUCAUCCGCGUUUGCGUCCGAGACUGGGGGGCGCGUCGACCAGUCCCGCGUCAUUGUAUCUGGCGGCUCGGCGGGCGGCUGGCUCGCACUCCUUCUGGGAUCCGGAGUGGGGUUUGAGGCGUCUGGACUCGCAGCCCCAGAGCCGCCCCUCGGUGUCUGCGCCAUCUACCCUAUCACCGACAUUACAGCGCCGUUUUGGACCACCCCGCAACACCUGGCCGAGUACCUCGACCCAAACGCACAGGAAACGAGCUGGUGUCCACCCGACUCGCUCCGCAUGCAGCUGUACAGCUACAUGCUGCAAGAGGCGAUUGAGCAGGAUCUCGUCAUUGGGGACUGUGGAGUUCCAGCCUCCGCCUACUCGAUUGCCCCCGGCAUUGCGUCGAGCAAGUUCAAGCUUCCGCCGACCUAUAUUGUGCACGGAACCCAGUCUGAAGAUGUCGUACGGGCCGCGGAUGGGGCUGGGCUGGACGUCACGUUCGACGUGCUCACGGGGAUUGACCAUCUCUAUGACAAGGACCCGAAGUACGAGAUGGACAACAUGUACCGUUGGAUCUGGAAGCUCCUGCAGCGCGCUUAG